This is a messenger RNA of Rhipicephalus microplus (southern cattle tick), 3375 nucleotides long. RefSeq lists its product as uncharacterized. The record is from RefSeq and is a predicted model, not a curated record. NCBI's taxonomy places the organism in Eukaryota, Metazoa, Arthropoda, Arachnida, Ixodida, Ixodidae.
GGACAAGCCACUCCCUACUAUAGGCGAGCCACCGGAGCUUCCGGCCCGAGCCGUCGGCUUUGCGUGCAGCAGAAGCGGCAGCCACGCCCUGGUCUCCGCGGCCUCAAGCCGCCGACUUCGGGUUGGGGCCUCCGCAGACAACCGCGAACGGAGCGCCGAGCUUAGCUGAACGGUGAGGCGCGGCUCCUAUGCCCGACCAGCACCGUCGUUCGCAAGACGAAAAUGCUGGCCCGCCUGCUGCCACACGUGCUGCUGGUGCUGUGGGCAGCCAGUGAAAGCGGCCACUGCAAUGUGGCUUGCCCGGCGUACUGCGUCAAUUCGUUUGCCGUGUUCAAGCCCGGAGAUGGGCAGAUCAGUUGGAUCAAAGGUCGGGAUGCUUCGAGCUUCAUGCAGAUCGUACAGACGGUGCUGAAUGCCGGGCCGUCCUCGAGCACCGUCACGAUACGCAUCGAAGGCGUCGACGUCUCGGUGCCUUCGAACUCGAAGCCCAUGAUAUUGGAAAUACUGAAGAGGCACCCGGACAUGGCACAGAUUAUCAUCAACUUUCUGCAGAACAGGCCUUUGCGUCCGUCGGGAAUGCCGUACGGCAGAGGCACUGCAGGUACGAAUUACAUCACGCCGCCAUUCAAUCCCGGCAGCCCUGGAGAAUUCGGGGCGAUCCCUCAUCCAGGCCCACACGGCGUACCUCAAUUACCUGGUAACCCUUCGGGGCCGAUCAUGUUUCCGAGUGACAUACAUCCGUUACCCGGAGAGCCCGGGUUUGUGAAUGAUGAGAUAACAGUAGAGCCUGAAUUACACAACAUUCCGGACUUGUCUCAUAUUCCACCAGGGCCAGAAAUCUUUCCAUACGAGCCUCCCGACUUUAUGAAACCCAUCCCAUUUCCCACCUUUUCUCAGUCGGUGCCACCGGACAUUUUGUCUUAUCUCGAGCUCCUCGUCAAAAAUCCUGACUUCUUUAUUCCCAUUUACAACAUCCUCAUCAAAAGGGGUGUCCGAUUUCCCGACCUUACGAGGCCUUUCAAAUAUGUCAUAAUCGACGGCAAGCACGUCAACCUUCCCGGCGUCGUCAGGGCUGUCUUCACGAUACGAAUAAACGGUCAGCAGUUCGUGCUGCCUAGGGAUGCUCCUAGGUUGGCGACAUUCAUCACUCAGAAUCCGAGCCAGAUGACCACCAUCGUUAUGAUCUUACGUCAGCUCGGCGCAGUUGUGACGACAAGCCCAUCAGGCCAGAUUACUGGUUUCGUUUUGCUUGGCAGGAGAUAUCCUCUGACAAACCCCGUGAAGACGCAAGUCGUCGUCAACGGCCGCCGAUUUUUCUUGCCACAGGACCUUACGUCCCUGAUUAGCUUUGUGCAGAGCAAUCCGCAGACGUUCCAUCAAGUUCUGCCAAUUCUCAUUACCAUGGGCGCUCGCAUCCAGAAAUCUCCUACCGGAGAGAUCACAAUGAUCGUCAUUGGCGGCCGAAACUUUCCGGUGCGCUCAGUGGCACCGGUGCGCGUCGUUAUUCACGGACAGACGUUCACGAUUCCCGCUGACCUCGAUGUCAUACUGAAGCAGCCCGGCAACAUCGGCGUUGGCGAACUCAUCGCUGCGCUUCAAAAGUUACGAAUCCCGGUGAAGGUGGACCCGACCACGGGAAACGUUAUCGGCAUUGUCAUGGACGGCGUGCCUAUCCCAUUCCCCGUCAUUGUUCGCUUGCGCGUCAACCUCGGAGGGCGAGUCUACAAAAUACCGAGCGAUCUUCCCGCCAUCGUCACCUACUUGCAGCAGCACGGCAUGCCAGCCCGAGUCCUGGCGUACCUAUACAGCCAGUUCGGUAUCAUUCCAGUGCGAGACAGCAACAACGUCGUGAUCGCGAUAUCGUUCAACAACCAACAGUGCCCUGUGCCGCGUCAGUCGGAAACAGUAAUCACUAUUGGAGGCAGUCGCUUCACGCUGCCCAGGGACGCACCAAAGUUAAUGAAGAUGCUGCUAAUUCACAGAAUUUCAAUCGAGCAGUUCCUGGUCGUCAUUCAGCAGGCUGGCUACAAGCUCAUACCGGGUCCCGACUGCGUUCUUCACACCAUCCAAAAGGGAUUUGACGUGAUAGAAUUGCCGGUGAAUAUUCGUCUCAUUGUGAACAUCAACGGUGUGCGUUACAGGUUGCCGCAAGACCUACCUCGAAUUGUUCAAGUCUGCCAGACUAUAAGAAAUCCCAGCGCAAUCGAGCAAAUUUUGAUUAGCCUCAGAAAGAUGGGAGUGAUUGUGCAGCGCGGCGCAACUCAGAUCACGCUUAUAUUCAACGGCCAGCGCUUCUCCAUUACGUUAUCUCCCGGUGGCCGGCCGCCCGGCGGAGAUGUGCAAGUGCCCCCAACUGGAACGAUGACCAUUCGCGUCAGUAUCAACGGCCGCUGGUUCACACUUCCUGACCAGAUCCCGGACAUGAUGGACUUCGUGCGCUCCAACGGGCCGAUGACAAUUCAGCUUCUUAUUAGGACGCUGCGCUCGCAAGGCAUCACCGUCAACUUGACGCCAGAUGGUGGUGACAUCGCAUCAAUAAUAAUUCAUGGUCAACUCUAUAUCGUGAAGGGAAGCAGUUGGGUGCCCUCUGGCCCUGGGGGUGGCAUAAGCGACGGCAGGAACGUGCAGGUCAUCAUCCGGGGUCGGACAUUUAUGAUUCCUCGGGACAUCGGCAUCCUUCGGCGGUCGCUGCCGGGGUUCCAGUACGGCGAACUCAUAGUGGCUCUGCAUCGCGUCGGGGCUAUGCUCGAAGUUGACCAGCGGGGUAACUUCUACGGCAUGCGGAUACAAGGCCGGCUCAUCAAGUUCUCCGUCAUCUUCCGGGUGAACGUGAUGCUGGACAAGAGUGGUCACAAGUACCGCGUGCCACUCGACCUCGCCGAGCUGGCUCAAGGACUGUCCACCGGUCGCAAUUGGAACUGGACGAUUGUCCGCAAAGUGCUGUACAACUCGGGCAUCGAGUUGCGUGGAGGCUCCGUAGGGGCUCCUCGUGCCAUCGGAUUCCAGGGCAAGUUCUACGAACUGCGCAGCAUGGUCAAAGGAUAGACAGGCUUUCCCACCCCAUCUCUUGCGUCAGAAAUUCACGCAUUAAUUAUAAGUGCAAUGCUACCGAUUUUUCUUCGAGUUCGUGGCAAAACGGCGCAUACUUCGCGCCCUGUUAAUAAAUAAAACGCACACUCUGCUUAGACUUUUCCACGCAGUGUCUCAUGAGCUGCAGCGUGGCGCUGUUGGGACACAUGGCAAAGCAACACUUUCGCGAAUCUCGCCGUCAUGUCAGUGACUUCACGACAUGAUGCAGAUAUGUAGUGUUGUCGCAUGGAAAGAAAGUGAACGUUGAACGAUACAAAUAAUAAAAGAAAACAAAUCACUUCUUUU